CGCUCGUCUCGCUGCAUCCAUUUCCCUCCACUCCUCGCGUCGACCGCCUCGGAAAAAACGGAAAUUACAAACGAGUCCACGGAUCGAAAUCCCCGAAUCCACACCACCGCGAUGGGGAUCUCGAGCAUGCCGGCGCCGAGGGACAGCCUGAUGGCGUACCUGCUCUACAACACGGUGGUCUCCAUCGCCGCGCUCGCGGGCCUGGUGCGGGCCGCGCUGGUUUUCCUCGACCUCCAGGCCGCAGCGCCGCCGUCGCUGCGGUCGGGGGAGGGCGCGGACGGCGGGGACCGGCUUGCGGCGCCGGGGCCGGGGCCGGGGCUGGCGGAGAGGUUCAGGAGCGGCUUCACCCCGGCGCGGUUCGUGCAGACGACGCGCGACGCGGCGGCGGACUGCCGCGUGUGCCUGGCGCGGUUCGAGCCGGAGGCCGUGGUGAACCGGCUCCCCUGCGGCCACCUCUUCCACCGCGGCUGCCUCGAGACCUGGCUCCUCUACGACCGCGCCACCUGCCCGCUCUGCCGCGCCCGCCUCCUCCCUGCCGCCGAUGAGCCCCCGCCGGCGCUCCGCCUCGUGGAAUUCGAGUGAUUCGAUUCGGUCCGCCCGUCGCGCCCCCGGCUGUGUGCUGCCAGCUCCGUGUGGCCUUCCGUGUGAGCGUAGCAAUUAGAUGCUAGCUAGAGUCUCUCUCUCUGUCCCCACUUUUCGUUCGCUUCGUGCCGUCGGCCGUCGCUGUGCCGUGUACAUUGUCGCAGUACCAGAGUGCUCCUAUGGGUGUAGCACUCGACGAGCUCGUGUACAUGUUUUCCGAACAAAGAAAAUAUCAACAAAAAAAUAUCGGAACCAUGAAUUGUCCUUGA
Phragmites australis (common reed) is the source of this 851-nucleotide messenger RNA. Its product is annotated as probable E3 ubiquitin-protein ligase XERICO. The coding region runs from base 112 to 582 and encodes 156 amino acids. The transcript has a single exon. NCBI's taxonomy places the organism in Eukaryota, Viridiplantae, Streptophyta, Magnoliopsida, Poales, Poaceae. Gene Ontology annotation, molecular function: zinc ion binding. The record is from RefSeq and is a predicted model, not a curated record.